Messenger RNA from Penaeus vannamei (Pacific white shrimp), 1522 nucleotides. Lineage: Eukaryota; Metazoa; Arthropoda; Malacostraca; Decapoda; Penaeidae. The record is from RefSeq and is a predicted model, not a curated record.
AUGUCAAUAAGUAUGAGCAGAAAUUACGUGAAGGAGAGUUUGCGUUGCGUCGAAUUACUAAAUUCUUGGAUUCAGCUGACCAUGGUGAGUUGCCGAUUUGGAAAUUAUUUCGAGAUUUCGGGCGCGUCGCUCGAGUGCCGGCGCCACAGCCACGGCUGGGCUGUCGUGGUGCUGAGCGCAGCCGCGCUGGCGACGGCGGCCGCGAGAAGCCAGAUCGGGCCACUGACCUCGGAGGAGAGGCCUUCGACGAGCUACAACAACCUGGCUGGACCUAGUUCCUUCUACUACAGAGGUACGAGGUCUCUAGGGCAUGCGGCGCAGAAGGAGCGACAGGAAACCCCGCCGUCUGAGUCCCAGCAGAGUCCCGAGUCCGCGGAGCGAGAGAGAUCGCCCGAGACUCCUUCGGCGCAAGUCAGCCCGAAGGACUCGAGCGACGAAGGAGGAAACUCGAGUCGGGUCGAGUCCAACGCCAUCGCGACGGAGUACGAGUCGGUUCGAGAGCCGAAGUUCGUCGGGAGGUUCAAGGACUGGUACCGCGGGAGGGAAAAGGAGAAGGACAAGGACAAGGAGAGGGAGAUCGUGGUGAUUGCCACGGGCCCGGCGCCCCACGCCCACUACCCCCCUGCCCACCACCACGUGCCCGUCCUCAUCGGGUCUGUGACUCACGCGCACGAGCACCCUGUGGUUGUCACUCGCCCCGUCACACAGUACGUCACGGUCCCUCAACCAGUCGCCGUCACGCACACGGAGACGAUCACGCGCACAACGCCCUCUGUCGUGGUCCAGACGUCCCAUGUGACGUACGUGACGCCAUCUGUUGUGACGGCCUAUGUGACGUCAUCUGCUGUAACUACUUACGUCACUCAGUCUCAAGCACCUACUUACGUGACGUCUGUUACAACAACCUACAUCACACACUCCCUUACACCUACUUACGUGAUGUCAUCCGUUGUAACUGCCUAUGUGACGCAGUCCCAUGCACCUUCUUACGUCACCUCCGUAACAACUACCUACGUGACGCAAACCCAUGCCCCUACUUACGUGACGCCGUCCGUGGUAACGGCUUUCGUGACUCAGACCCACCCCCCUACCCACGUGGUACCCCCCUACAUACCCACCUACGUGACGCCUUCCCAUGUCUUCAUUCAGGAGCCUCACCCCGUCACUGUGAGUGUGAUGCACCCCCACACUCAGCCCACAAUCACCCACACCAUAACGCUACACGAGGAUAACCCCAUCACGCAGACCCACAUCAAGGGGACUUACUCGGGCCAGGGGCAUUUCGAGCUGCAGAAGAGCACGCUGAAGAUGGACGCGCUCAACAUCAAAAAUGAUAAACCGCCCGGCUGCACACACUGCGGUUGACAGCAUAGAAAACGGAAUCGGCGGUUGACAACAUAGAAAAUGGGAUCGACGGCUGACAGCAUAGAAAAUGAAUCGGCGGUUGGCAGCAUAGAAAACGGAAUCGGCGGCUGGCAGCAUAGAAAACGGAAUCGGCGGUUGGCAGCAUAGAAAACGGAAU